AUGGCUUCAUUCUCAAAGGCUGAGAUGAAGAAGGUAUUCAACUGUUUUGAUGAGGAUGGAGAUGGAAAAAUCUCUGCAGAGGAGCUGAAGAAUAAAAUGAGAAGUAUUGGAGAGGAACUGAGCAUUGAGGAUGUUAGUGAUGCUGUGGGUGGUGUACCUUUAGGUUUAGAAGAGUUUAUUGAGUUGGUGAGUGUUAAUGGUGAUCAUCAAGAUAUUGAUGAUGAGAAAGAGUUGAGAGAGGCUUUCUCUUUGUUUGAGAUGGAGGGACAAGGGUGCAUUACAGUGAAGAGCUUAAAGAGAAUGCUUAGCAAGGUUGGUACUUCUAGAGAUUUGGAUGAGUGUUGUGCUAUGAUUAGUAGGUUUGAUCUUGAUGGAGAUGGAAUUCUUAGUUUUGAGGAGUUUAGGGUUAUGAUGCUUUAA
Molecule: messenger RNA, 420 nt
Organism: Dioscorea cayenensis subsp. rotundata (Guinea yam)
Lineage: Eukaryota; Viridiplantae; Streptophyta; Magnoliopsida; Dioscoreales; Dioscoreaceae
Product: putative calcium-binding protein CML23
Exons: 1
Coding region: 1-420 (139 amino acids)
Molecular function (GO): calcium ion binding; enzyme regulator activity
Source: RefSeq, a predicted model, not a curated record